Chironomus riparius is the source of this 3017-nucleotide messenger RNA. NCBI's taxonomy places the organism in Eukaryota, Metazoa, Arthropoda, Insecta, Diptera, Chironomidae. The record is from the annotation of a GenBank genome assembly.
AUCUGUUAUGCGGGUGAUAUAGCUAAAGAUAAAUAAAUAAUCAAAAUUACUUAAAAUCGUGGUUUAAUUAAGGAUAAAGCUUAUUGAGAGUGCUAAAGAUAGUUUUAAUUAUCCAAAAAGUUAAAAGUCUUUAGAUGGAAAUCAAGAAUAGACAACACAAUAUACAGAAAAUCCUUUUAAGAGCUUGGCGUGAACGAUGGCCAGAGUAUCAAUUUGGCAUUAAAAUAAAGCAGGCUUUACCAUUACGACUUCCUGCUGAUGCAUAUAAUUUAACAGACGUUUUAUUAGACCAUUGCUUCAUAGGAUUUGCCGCUAAUCGACUUUUACUUUCAUACCUUAAGCAUUCUUUGCAUUCUCAUCUUGUAAGCUAUCCAGCGGUGAUCAAAAGAAUCACAAAGUAUUCCAAUUUUGAUAGAUAUUAUUGUCUAAUUGCUCUUGUUGACUUCCUUAAUUCCAUCGAAAAUGGAAUCUGCUGUCGAACAAAGCCUGAAGAAUCGUCACUUAUGAAUGCAGUCUUAUCGCUCGUUCAUUGGCUGAUUGAGCUUUGUGAGAAACUUUUUGUAAAAUCACUAGAACAGAACAGUAUACUGUCGUCUGAACAAAAGACAUGCUUAGAAAAAGUCACAGUCUUAUGUCAUCAAAUUGUACAGAAUCAAUAUCUUAUGGGUGUCAUUUACUUGGCAAAGCUCGAAGAUCGUGAAUUGUAUGAGAAAUGUGUACUGAGCUACACAAAAGUUCAUGGACUGAGCAAAGAGGAAGUCGUUAAAGAUUUCUAUCAGAUGAUAUUUAAUAAACUCGGUCAUAUACCGAUGAAGGAACUGGAACCUCGAGCAACUGAGCCAAUUAGCUAUUGUCUACAGCCAUUUAUGUCUAUUGAGGUUUUAAUCAAUGCUGGUGCUGAAAUUAAUGUUCAUGUGGCAAAGCUACUCAUGAUUCAGAGGAUUAAAAAGUAUUCAAUGUCUCGAUUGUAUGCUGAAAUUAUUAGAUCUUGUUUCAUAACUUUAUGUCAUGUAAAGGAUGUAAAUUAUAGAGUAUGGGGUGCAUUUACUCUAUACAAAAUACCUCAAAUCUUGAAACAGCUUCAUAUGCAGAACAAACCUAUUGAGGAGAGUGAAUAUUCAGAGGAUGUCGUGAAGGCUUUUGAAAUGCUCAUGGAAUGUACACCAAUACUAGAUCUUUUGGAUACAACUUUUGCUUGUAAUUCAAUUGAAUGUUUAUUAAUAGAACUGAAGAAAGAGAAGCUUGUGAAUGAUGAAGUAAUUAAGAAAUUAGCGGAUAGACGACAACAUGCAAUAUCAAAAUUGGAAAAAUUCAAUAUUCCAUCGACUUUGCCUUCAAUUGACAAGUAUGUCUUGUCUAUUGAUCCUCCACUAACGGGACUUAUACAGAGUUUAAGAGAACCAAUCAAGCCUGAAUUUCACAAUCUUUUGUGUACGUUAGUCAUUGACAAUCGAGCAUUUUUGCUAUAUUCAGUCGCUGCCGUUAAAGGAAUAUCUCAUAAAAUGAUUAGUGGAUUAAUGAAAUGCAAUGAGCUGUUUAAGGAAAUUUCUGGUGAAGCUGCAAAGUCUAAACAACUGAUUGUUUUUCGGUCAAAUGUUUUUGAUACAUCCUUUAUCAUGCUGUUCUCAAUAAUGCAAAAAUGUGGAAUUGAUAAAUUUCCAGACAUUGCUGGCGAUUAUUUCUUUGCAAAGUGGAUACGUGAUGGCAUGAUUGAUCCAUCAAAGCCUAAAUCACCUUUAAGCGUCGUCAAAAUGUGUGAUCCAUUAAAAGUUGAUGAACUGAUUUCAUACUUUGGUGACCCGAAUUUCCAGCAACAACAGCCCCCGAUAUCAUUAAAAUUAAGUGAAAUUUGUUGGAAUAUUCCAUCUAUGCUUUACAAUGUCUUGAUCGCAUGGGAAAAUGAUACAAUAAAGCCACAAACUGUUAAAAAUAUUCUAGAUAAUAUGAGAUCAAAGAUGUGUUGUUUCUCAAUAGUUGCUGCAUGCUGGCUUUGUGAAUAUAUAAAGAUUUUAAGAGAUGAUGAAUUAGCAAAGCCAAAAGUUAUGGUACAGACGUUAAUGAAGCACUUGGAUGAUACAAAAAUGAAGCAGGAAACAUUUAGUGAGCGAUUUUCAUUGACACAGGAAAUAAUCGUUAAAAUCUUUGAUAAUCGAUCAUUAAUGGACUCUAAAAAGCCAAUGAGUAAUCUCUUUAAUGAACAAUGGAAGGAGAUUAUAACAAGAAAAUGGCUUCCUUACGAUGUUGCUAUUAAUUUAGAAGAGAUUCUUAAAAUUUGCGGACCAUUUUGGUUGAUGAAGAAUCUUGUCGAUCAAAUCAUGCAUGCCAAAUUUAUUAAGGAUAUGGAAUACAUUAUGGAUAUUACUUUUGCAGUUAUGCAUUUGAAUAUUGAUGGAUGUACUGAAACACUUCUCAAAGACAUACUUAUCUCAUUACUUUUCAACAAGAAUCAAAUGUUAAAGAUGACAGAACCUCAAUUAAAAAUAUUAGCAAAACUGUGUGUCUACUCAAUUCUCGCUUCUAUGGAAUCUGCUGAUUUAAAUCCAUCCAAGAAACGUCCACGAUCUGAUGACGACGAAUUAAGUCCUAUGGCAAAAAUGAGAAAGACUGGAUUGGAUACGUCUGUUGAAGGAAAUCAAACAGAGAAGGAUUCAGCAUCUCAUCCAAUUAAGGAAUCAUUGAAAACGUCUCUGCAAGAGCUUUUUAAAGUUUUUCAUCAACAAGUUGUUUGCGAUGAAUUAUCCCCAAAAGUCAUUUUCAUCUUUCAGUUUUUCUCGUUGUUGGUUCAAUUUGAGAAAAGUGUGAAAAUUAAGGCUAUCCUCAAAUUGAUUCCUAACAACUUGCUGAUGAAUUUACUUAAAUUAGUUCCAUUUGAGGAUCUUUCGUACGGAUUCAUUUUGAGAUUAUAUGAUCUCUCGGUGUCUACAGGAAGAACUUCAGCGAUAGGGGAUUUGUGUCUGUUGAAGAACAUCCAACUACGCAAGGAUAGCAGUAAACUCUAAAUGCUGAAUCAUUUUUUU